CGGUGUCAGGUUUUGUACAAUUUUGGCUCGAUCUAGUUGUUAAAUAGCGUUUUCGAAGCGAAACCCUAUCGGUAAAUAGUGCUUGUGGUGUGGUAUUUGGUGCAUUCGCUGCUGCAGAUCCUGGUCAUCAGUUGUUCGGCUGCUAAUGGCUAUGCUGGAAGGCACACUGUCCAAGUGGACAAAUGUUAUGAAAGGCUGGCAGUAUCGCUGGUUUGUGCUGGAUGAGUAUGCUGGACUGCUGUCCUACUAUACGUCGAAGGAAAAAAUGAUGAAAGGUGUUCGGAGAGGCUGCGUCCGUUUGAAGGGUGCCGUCAUAGGAAUAGAUGACCAGGACGUUAACACCUUCACUAUCACUGUCGACCAUAAAACGUUCCAUUUUCAGGCCCGUGAUGCCGACGAGCGGGAAAAGUGGGUACGCAGGCUGGAGGACACGAUUUUACGACACGCAAACCGAAGUAGAGCCUUGUGGGAACAGCAGUACAGCAGUCCGGGUAGUGGGAGCAAUUCACACGGAACUCCUAGUUCCAGCGCUAGACGAACCACCACUUUGGCACUGUUCGACGGAAAAGUCAGCGAAGCGGACGCUUAUCUGCAGCUUAUGAUCGAGCAGACAACGAAAAUUGACAGCAGGAUACAGACGCUAGGAGAAUGCGAGGAAGCUGAGGGCUUGAAAACGAUAUAUGAACACGCAAACGCCAUGCUAGACAACAUCAAGCAUUCCAUUGUUCUACUGCAAAUAACAAAGAACACGGCUAAUCCCAUCAAUGGCAUCUAUCAGGGCCCGAUCGUCAGCAAGUCGGAAACGGAAACUGAGGCGAGCGACACCGACUUUGCGGCCGUCGCGACGCCGGCCUCGAUUCAGACUGGCAUCGAGGUGGGAUCCGAAUGUCGAGAAAACCGGCGACGAAGCAACUUGGCCCACUCUUCGAUUACUGUUCCGGAGACUUCCUACUCGAGCUCGGAAGGAGAGGACGACUUCUUCGACGCAAACGAUGAUCCAUUCAACUCUAGUCAACUGAACACACCAACAAGCAACACCCGCACUCUCUCGGACCCUGCUGCUCGGCUUUCGACCGAUGAGCAUUUUGUCACCGCCGAAGACAACACCAGUAACAGUGUCUCGCUCAAAAAGCAGGACAGCCAAGACACAUCCGCCGCGUCCGCCGUUCCGAACGAUGUCGGCCGCCUCGGAGCGCGCAAAUCAUAUGAUUCCAAAUCGCUGCCAAUACGAAACGAUGGAAGCCUGGACUACGAUGCCUUAUACGAAGACGAAUCGGACAACGAUCUAUCGAUGGAAUCGCACGGUUCCGUGGUUACCCAUCUGCUUUCCCAGGUGAAGAUCGGCAUGGACCUGACGAAGGUUGUCCUGCCGACGUUCAUCCUGGAGCGGCGGUCCCUGCUGGAAAUGUACGCCGAUUACUUCGCCCAUCCGGAUCUGUUUCUGCGGAUCGCCGACCUCAAGGAGCCUCGCGAGCGAAUGAUACAGGUCGUCCGCUGGUACCUCAGCGCGUACCACGCCGGUCGAAAAAGUUCCGUCGCGAAAAAGCCCUACAAUCCCAUACUGGGCGAAAUAUUCCAGUGCCACUGGGAUACACCCGACAUGCCAACGGGAGACGAUAACUCCAACAUAGAAGUAAGGGAAGGACCAGUGCCGUGGUGUCGUAAAGACCAACUAACAUUUAUUGCCGAGCAAGUCUCGCAUCAUCCACCAAUUUCAGCGUUCUAUGCUGAACACUACAACAAGAAAAUCAGCUUUUCGGCCCAUGUGUGGACGAAAUCGAAAUUCCUAGGCCUAUCGAUCGGUGUACACAACAUCGGACAGGGAACGGUGACGCUCUGCGAUCUCAACGAGGAAUACAUAGUGACCUUUCCGAACGGCUACGGACGGUCGAUUCUGACGGUGCCAUGGAUAGAGCUCGGUGGUACUGUAACAAUCACAUGUCCGCAGACAGGAUAUCACGCUGACAUCGAUUUCCUGACAAAGCCAUUCUAUGGCGGAAAGCGUAAUAGGAUUCAGGGUGAGAUCUACGCACCCAGUGACAAAAAGUCCUUCGUCUCGAUAUCCGGCGAAUGGAGUGGCCUAAUGGAGUACAAAUUCAACGACGGAAGCAAGCCAUCCAAGUUCGAGACCUUUGUCGAUGUAAACAGCAUACCGAUAUUUAAGAAAAAGGUCCGCCCAGUAGCAGAACAGUCCGACAUGGAGUCUCGAAAAGUAUGGAAAGAGGUCACGGCCGGACUAAAGAUGAACGACAUCGAUAAAGCAACGAAUGCAAAGUUUCAGGUUGAACAAAAACAGCGUGUCGAAGCGCGCGAGCGGAAGGAAACCAGCGGUGAAUGGGAAAAUAAGUAUUUCAAAGCAGUUGGAGAUUCCUGGAUCUACAACAAUCCGUUACUACAUAGACUUACGCUGGAAAGACGCGACAGCAAAAGAUAGCAAUCUAAUACUGGGAACUAUUCUAGCGGAGAUAGGCAGUAAAGAUGGGGUGCAUUAGUCUCACAUGCUAUUUCGAAUAAGUAUUUAUAGGUACGAGCCAGAAAUUAUUGAGUCGCAAUCAAACUUUAGCGAAAGUCGUGAGAUUCACAGCCUUUAGCAUACAUUGCUCGAAGCAUAUUUUUUGCAUAUAACAGUUUAUCUGAAGUUAUUAAAUAAACUUUGAUAUGCAUUUAACAAACGGUAACCUUAUACACUCAUCUGUUCCUUUUAUCUUCAAGCCUUUGUAACAAAAUUUUUGCGGAUUUUAUGGCACUACUUCAGUUGUACAUAGUAAAUGCAACAUUUGCUCAGUUUGGGAAAUCACACAUUUUGUAUUAAAUGCGGAAAUGUAUUAAUUUCAACUUGAACGGGCCAUCUUAAAUUAACGUAUUUUUCUGACAACAGCGUCAGCGUACGCUUGAUAUCCUCAGAACGACCAUUAUUGAUCUCUUCGGGAAACAUUUUCAUGGUGAUAUUUUUAAGCAUUUCGAAGUUUCUUACGACCAGCAACUCUUCCACUAGUUCGUUAAACAACAGAUAGAAAUUCACACUGCACAACGUUCAAGCCGACUUUUACAGACGAAGGAAAAACAUGUUUGUGAUAUUGCACAAAAUAAAAAUUACACUGUUUUAUAUGCAACAAAAAAGUUACAUAGCAAUUUUCUUCACUUGAAAAAUAUAUAUUUACUAAAGUAAACGCUUGGUAUCUAGAAAAGGAAAAUCCUUUCUACAUGUAGCGAAUAAACAACUUAACCUAACUCAUGCAGAUUGAUUGAAAAUCAAGCAAGCAAAUUAAAUUAAAACUCCUCCUUAGCGAUCCGACUAGAAAAACAUGUUAACACAAUUUUUCAAUAACGAAAAGCAACAUGAGUAACAUUUGAGAAGAAAGAAGGGAGCAUGCUG
This is a messenger RNA of Sabethes cyaneus, 3376 nucleotides long. Its product is annotated as oxysterol-binding protein-related protein 9. The record is from RefSeq and is a predicted model, not a curated record. Lineage: Eukaryota; Metazoa; Arthropoda; Insecta; Diptera; Culicidae. Gene Ontology annotation, cellular component: intracellular membrane-bounded organelle; cytosol; membrane. The transcript is spliced from 15 exons. Gene Ontology annotation, molecular function: sterol binding. The coding region runs from base 146 to 2434 and encodes 762 amino acids.